AAGCGGCUCAGACUACGUGUUCUAGAGCCUUCGAAUCACGUAGUAGUAGAAAGGGUAGAGGAGAGAGGAGAGAGAGUGGUCAGUGGUCACCCUGACUAGCCUCCUCUUAACCAGGGUUAAACUCUCUCAACGCGUUGGGUUAAAGGGGGGUUCAGAGAGAGAGAGAGAAGAAACGAACAGAACAAAUUUCAGAAGGAAAGAAGAGAUAAAGAAGAGAGAAGAGAGAAGAGAAAGAGAGGGUUUUGUGGUUUGGACUAGUAAAUAUAUAAAAUACAUACCAUAUAUAUAUAUGCUAGUCGACUCGGGGGAUUCUUCAACCCCUUGAACCUUCUUCCCCAGAAUCUGAGACUCUGACGUUAACCUCAUCGUCUGUUUCUUCUUCUUUAUUCUUUGUACGAGUGGUUUCGUCAUUGGGAGCUUCGUAAGCUUGGUGCUUCUUUCGGAUCUUGCAGUCUGCUGAUCUUGUCCUGCUGAUAUCUCGCAAUGGCCCAUUCAAUGUAGCUUUAAGCUGUAUUCACUUUCUUCUGCAUUAUUCUUGUCUCGUGAUACCGUUGAUUAGUUGGAAUCUUUGGCUUCAAAUUGGAUUUAUUCUGUUUAAUGAUUUUUUGGGAAUUGGUUUGAUUUCUAAUUCGAUCACCUGUGGCAUCGGUGUUUGGUGUCUCCUCGGGAGGGACAAACUUCUCGUCCUCCGCCACCUCUGUUCGUGGCCGUCAAACCCUUCCUCGUCUUCUUUUCGCUUGAUGUCUCGUGAGUUGGACAGCCCUGUUCAGACUCAGAUGGCAGUAGCAAUUUUUAAGAGCCCGCUUAGGACGGAGUAUCAUCAUGGAAGCCAGAGAAUUGAAGGGAGGCAGCCUGCUGGGAGGAGACGUGUUUUCGUCCAAACUGAAUCUGGGUGUGUCUUGGGGAUGGAGUUGGAUCGUAUGGAUAAUGCUCAUACCGUUAAGAGGAGACUGCAGAUUGCUCUGAGUGUCCCUACCGAAGAGAGCUCGCUGACGUUUGGGGAUAUGGUUUUAAAUAACGAUCUCAGUGGCAUUCGAAAUGAUUCCCCUCUUCUUCUUACUCGGAACCUUUUGCAUAGAAGCUCGUCCACUCCAUGUCUCUCACCUACCGGCAAGGAUCUACAGCAUAGAGAUAAGAGUGGUCCCAUCGAGAUAUUGGGGAAAUCAGAAACGAGAACUAAAGAAUUAGUCAAGGAUAUUGUGAAGGCUGUCAAGAUGGGGGUCGAUCCCCUUCCUGUCCAUAGUGGACUUGGAGGUGCCUAUUACUUUAGAAACUGCAAAGGUGAGAGUGUUGCUAUUGUGAAACCAACUGAUGAAGAACCUUUUGCACCAAAUAACCCAAAGGGAUUUGUUGGCAAAGCUCUUGGGCAACCUGGUUUGAAACUCUCUGUUCGGGUUGGAGAGACGGGGUUUAGAGAGGUUGCUGCUUACCUUCUUGAUAAGGACCACUUCGCAAACGUGCCUCCCACUGCAUUGGUGAAGAUCACUCACUCAAUCUUUAAUGUAAAUGAUGGGGUGAAUGGGAACAAGUCUAACAAGAAGAAGCUGGUGAGCAAGAUUGCAUCUUUCCAACAGUUUAUACAGCAUGAUUUUGAUGCCAGUGAUCAUGGGACUUCAAGUUUUCCAGUUGGUGCUGUGCAUCGUAUAGGGAUCUUAGACAUUAGAAUUCUAAACACUGACAGGCAUGCUGGGAAUCUUUUAGUUAGAAAGCUUGAUGGUGUUGGGCAAUUUGGUCAAGUGGAUCUCAUUCCUAUUGAUCACGGUCUUUGCCUUCCGGAAACCUUGGAGGAUCCAUAUUUUGAGUGGAUUCAUUGGCCUCAAGCCUCAAUUCCAUUCACAGAUGAUGAGCUCGAGUACAUUGAAAAGCUUGAACCGCAGAAGGAUUGUGACAUGCUGAGGAGGGAGCUCCCCAUGAUUCGUGAAGCAUGUUUGAGGGUGUUGGUCCUUUGCACCAUUUUCCUCAAGGAAGCUGCCGCUUAUGGCCUCUGUCUUGCUGAGAUUGGUGAGAUGAUGAGUCGUGAGUUUAGAAGUGGUGAGGAGGAACCCAGCGAGCUUGAGGUCAUCUGUAUGGAGGCAAGGAGGAUAGUAGCAGAAAGGAUUAUAAUUUCAGAAGAGGUUUUAUCUCCAAAAACUGAUAUGAAUGAUGAGGAUUUCCAGUUUCCCAUAGACUACGGGGAAUGGGAGUUAGAUGCAUCGACAAAAUUUAUUCCAGAUGAAUCUAUGAUCAGGUCACCUUUUCAUUUUGGAAAUGGAAGUGGGCAUGGACGAUCUCCACUCUCCAAACUGGAAGAAAGCAUAGAGGAGGAGGACGAAGAGAAAAGUGAUGACGAACAUCAAAAAUUGUUUGCAAAUUUCCCAAAUAUUGAGAAGAUCCCAAAAAUUUCUAACCUUUCAAUGUCGCUUAAGAGCACUAGUCUAAGUGAGAAAAACCAAAAAUACCCAAAAUAUGUGGGAUCAAAACCUGAAAAUGGUUACAUUGUGAAUACAUCAUCUGGCCACAGAAGUGCAAAUGAGCAGCUUCCAGCAAGCAUGAGCUUUGUGAAGUUAGCAGACAUGAGUAACGAGGAGUGGACACUUUUCCUUGAGAAGUUUCAAGAUUUGUUGUACCCAGCAUUUGCGAAACGCAAGUUUGUGACCCUAGGCCAGAGGCAGAGACAGAGGCUUGGUACUUCGUGCCAGUUUUGAGUUUGUGGCACUAGUAGUGUAUGGUAUGAGAAACUACUAAAAGAUGCUGAAUAAGAUUUGUAGGGUUUCUGGGAGUCGAGUAUUACUAUUGGUAUAAGUGUAGGUUUGGUUUAUAUGAGUCUUCUCCCUGGAAGUAGUGGGGGUUCGACAGCAGGAGGAUGUGUAAAUAUUCUUGGCAUCAGCUGAGCGAUGAGCUUAGUAGAUUUGAUGUAUUUCUUCGUUUACGUUUUGUUUUUUUAUUUCUUUUGUUUUUUUUUUAUCUUUCACCCCUUGUGGACUUGUUUGAUAAAUAAUUUGUAGACUGAGAUUUGGAGGAAAAAAAAAUAUAUGUACAGUGAACUCUGUUUCUUAUUGUAUCCCAUUAGAACUUGGCUUUUAUAUAUUGUAGCUUGCACAAA
This is a messenger RNA of Cannabis sativa, 3082 nucleotides long. Its product is annotated as phosphatidylinositol 4-kinase gamma 7. Lineage: Eukaryota; Viridiplantae; Streptophyta; Magnoliopsida; Rosales; Cannabaceae. The record is from RefSeq and is a predicted model, not a curated record. The transcript is spliced from 2 exons. The coding region runs from base 741 to 2684 and encodes 647 amino acids.